Molecule: messenger RNA, 2301 nt
Organism: Carica papaya (papaya)
Lineage: Eukaryota; Viridiplantae; Streptophyta; Magnoliopsida; Brassicales; Caricaceae
Product: Splicing factor, CC1-like protein
Biological process (GO): mRNA processing
Cellular component (GO): nucleus
Molecular function (GO): RNA binding
Source: RefSeq, a predicted model, not a curated record
AGUCAUGAUCCCGGGUUUCAGCCCUAAGCCCAUCGCUUAAAGAAAAAAAGAACUGCUUUCGAUGAAACCCCAACAAAACCCCACACCGAAAAAACGAAUCCUAGGGUUUGGUUGUUCGCCCCUAGAAUAAGUAGAAUUUUCCCAAGCUACUUCUCCUUCAAAUCCAGAGCUUCGAUAACUACUUCAAGGUUAUUCAAUUAGGAGAUAGCCCUGAAAUCGCGCUAAUUUGUAGCAAACACAAAUGGAAUUCGACGAGUACGAAUAUCUGGAGAAAGCUGUGGAGGAGCAAGAAGAUCGAGACACUUCGAAGAAGAACAAGAAGGAGAGUGCCACCGAGAAGAGCGAAAGGAGUUACAGAAAGAGAGAUGGGGAGAGAGAGGAAGACGAGGAAGACGAACGAAGCAGGAGCAAGAAAUCUAGGGGUGACGAGGACGAGAAUGGAGGGAGGAGGGAUCGGGAUAGGGAUCGUCAUCGAAGUAGCAGAGAGAAAGACCGCGAAAGGGAGAGGGAUAGGGAUAGGGACAAGGAUAGAGAUAGGGAAUCUGAGAGGGAGAAGGAUAGAGAUAGGGAUCGGGAAAGGAGUAGCAGGGAGAGAGAGAAGGAGAGGGACAGAAGGGAGAGGGAUAAGGAGAAAGAUAAGGAUAGGAGGGAGAGGGAGAGGGAUAGAGAGAAGGAGAGGGAGAAGGAAAGGAGAGAUAAGGAGAGAGAAAGGGAGAGGGAGAGGGAGAGGGAGAGAGAGAGGGAGAGAAGAAGCAGCAGUCGGUCUAGACGGGAAGAGAAGGAACGUGAGAGAGAGAGAGAAAUGAAAGAGAGAGAGCGUGACAUCGAGAUGAGAGAAAGCAGGCGAUUUAAGGACAAGAAAGAAACAGUGGAGCCUGAAGCUGAUCCUGAGAGGGACCAGAGAACUGUUUUUGCUUACCAGAUGCCUCUAAAGGCGACCGAGAGAGAUGUUUAUGAAUUCUUCUCUAAAGCGGGCAAGGUGAGGGAUGUGCGAUUGAUUAUGGACAGGAAUUCAAGACGAUCAAAAGGAGUUGGGUAUAUUGAAUUUUAUGAUGUUAUGUCUGUUCCAAUGGCAAUAGCUCUGUCUGGCCAACUGCUGCUUGGACAACCUGUAAUGGUUAAACCUUCUGAAGCUGAAAAGAAUCUAGUUCAAUCUAAUACCACUGCUGGGGCAGGUGCUGCUGGACCAUAUGGAGCUGUUGAUAGAAAACUCUAUGUUGGGAAUCUACAUUUCAACAUGACAGAAAUUCAACUUAGACAGAUUUUUGAGCCAUUUGGUCACGUGGAGCUUGUUCAACUGCCUCUUGACCUCGAGACAGGACAGUGUAAAGGUUUUGGGUUUGUCCAGUUUGCACAGCUUGAACACGCGAAAGCAGCACAAAGUGCUUUAAAUGGAAAGCUGGAGAUUGCUGGUCGAACCAUCAAGGUGUCAUCUGUUACAGAUCAUGUUGGGGCACAAGAUACUGCAGCAAAGUCUGCAGAUUUUGAUGACGAUGACGGGGGUGGCUUGUCUUUAAAUGCUCAAUCAAGAGCACUGCUUAUGGCAAAGCUGGAUCGUUCGGGUUUUGCCACGAGCAUUGCUGGCUCCCUUGGAGCGCCAGUGCUUAAUGGGUCAGCUGUAAAUCAACCAGCCAUGAGCUUGCCUAUUAAUGGACAAGCUGCAUUUCCUGCACCAAUGCUUCCUACAUCCAUUAUCCCUGGUCCAGCCUCAGAACCUGUUGGACAGCCUAGUGAGUGUCUACUGGUGAAGAAUAUGUUUGAUCCUGCCACUGAGACGGAACCAGAUUUUGACCUUGACAUUAAAGAGGAUGUGGAAGAAGAAUGUUCAAAGUAUGGCCGUGUAAAACAUAUAUAUGUAGACAAAAAUAGUGCUGGAUAUGUGUAUUUACGGUUUGAGUCUGUGGAAGCAUCUGCGGCUGCUCAACGUGCAAUGCAUAUGAGAUGGUUUGCACGUAGGUCGAUCUCAGCCAUAUUUCUGCAACCCCGCGAUUAUGAAGCCAAGUUCAAGGGUGGCAGUUGAGAUAGUGGUAGGCUGCUAGCUUAGCUUGACUCAGCAUUAAACUCCAGUACUUGUGGAGGAUGUCUUGGCCGGUAGCUUUUGUUUUUGUUUUUUAAAAUUGUGGUAGAAAUUGUUUUUCUUAUAGUGCACAUUGUGCAAUAUGUAUUAUGACAGCAUAUUUGUGUACCCUUUGCAGAAUUCUUAUGUAUAAUCAACCUUGAAAUCCAGCUACUUUUUCUUUUGUAAGUUCGGUUUUGAAUUGUUAUAUCUACAUGGUAUAAAAUGCACUUUCGACCUCUUAA